AUGUCUGGCCCAGCUGGUCCUCGGCCAACGCUCGACCACAUCGUCAUCCUCGUGUCGCACCAGACGCUCCAGACCAUCCCGGAUCGACUCCAGGAUGUGCUAGUCGUGGCUCCUGGAGGCGCGCACGCCGAUGGGCUCACGUCCAAUAAACUCAUCCUCCUGGCCGAUGGUGUCUACAUCGAGUUCAUCGCCUUUUUCGACGACGUCGACCCCGAGCGACGGAGGCGGCAUCGCUGGGGAAAUCUAAAGGAGAACAACAUCGUCGACUGGGCGUACACGUUACCCCACGAAGGCGGUUUCGGGGCCGUGCAGCAACGCGUCGCCGAUGCACAAGCAGGCUACACCUACGACGACCCGGUGUACGAUGCCGUCCACAACGCCUCGAGCUCCGUGUCUGUUUACGGCAUCGAGCGGUACUGGCAUUUUGGCGUGCCGUCCGAGUCGACCGAGGGAAAGCAUGUCAUCUUGCUGUCGGGGACGGACGGCGCGUCUGGAAUACGGCUCGCAUUGCAGGGAGAUGGGCGAGGACGGAUAUCGCUGGAGCUCUUGCCAGGACUGCUGCUGGAGGUGGAGUGA
This is a messenger RNA of Purpureocillium lilacinum, 576 nucleotides long. The record is from RefSeq and is a predicted model, not a curated record. NCBI's taxonomy places the organism in Eukaryota, Fungi, Ascomycota, Sordariomycetes, Hypocreales, Ophiocordycipitaceae.